Colletotrichum graminicola M1.001 is the source of this 1869-nucleotide messenger RNA. RefSeq lists its product as uncharacterized. Gene Ontology annotation, biological process: DNA-templated transcription; regulation of DNA-templated transcription. NCBI's taxonomy places the organism in Eukaryota, Fungi, Ascomycota, Sordariomycetes, Glomerellales, Glomerellaceae. The transcript is spliced from 3 exons. Bases 1 to 1869 code for a protein of 622 amino acids. Gene Ontology annotation, molecular function: zinc ion binding; DNA binding; DNA-binding transcription factor activity, RNA polymerase II-specific. The record is from RefSeq and is a predicted model, not a curated record.
AUGAAUACUAACGGCGUUUCAUCACACCAGAACGGCGGAGCUACACGCUCUCCCUUGGCUUGUUUGCCUUGUCGCUCACGCCAUUUGAAAUGUGACGGGCAGAAACCUCACUGCAACCGUUGCGCCAGUGCCUCUACGGAAUGCAAAUAUGCUCCAUCGCGCCGGGGGGGUCUGGAUCGCGCCGCUCUCGCAGAGCGACGCAAGCGGCUUGCGGCAUCAAGUAACGACAAAUCAGUAGAUAGCUCCAGGUCUCAAUCCAGAGUGAACAUCGAGCCGACCCUGGAAUCCGGAUCCCGGCCUGCUAACGACAGCUUCACCCAUGGCCUGGGCUCACUCGAUGGCACCAACCUCGGGUGUGACAACCCUGCCCCGACGGUAUCAAGCAUCAUUGCACAAAUACAGCUUGACAUGGUCGACAGUGACCCUCUGAUCAGCUCUUAUUACGAAAGUUUCCACAACCUCCAUCCGUUUCUGGUCCCUCGAUGGCACUUUUUAAGGUCAUGUCAGGACCCGAGCCGGCAGAUCAGUUUGAGACCUCUCAUUGCUGUCAUGCGCCUGGUUGGAAACAUCUACGUUGCCCGAGAAUGGUCAAUUCCGCUCAGAGAUGACGUGGAAAUCUCCUUCUCCCAAGCAAACCAAGCAUGCCCAGUCAUGGUGCAGUGCCGACUAUUGUACUCCAUGGGGCUGUUCUGGUAUGGCUACAAAGUUGAGGCCAAGGAGCAAAUAGGCUGCGCUGUCCGCCUGGCACUUGACAUGGAGAUGUUUCAACAAGAGUUCGCAGGGACUCACGCAGGCGGCGACCCUGUUCUAACCGAGAGCUGGAGACGAACGUGGUGGGAGCUAUAUAUCAUUGAUGCAUAUUACGCCGGAACCUUGGGCACCAUGAACUUUAUGGUUGUGGAUAUCGAAGCCACUGUCGAGCUGCCAUGUGAAGAGUCAGAGUAUGAAUCCGGAGUCAGUUACAACAGGACACUUAGACAGAAUGACGAAAUCCCGGAGCCAAAAACACUCGAGGAUUUUGACUUCCGCGAAUUCGCUCCCGAAGACACCUCAUUCUCUUCAUUCGCCUACCUUAUCACUGCCGUCAGAUGUGCGGCGUUGGCAAUUUCCACAACGCCCAAGGUCGCCAGAAGAGAAGACUCGACGCAAAUCAUCCAGAAUGCCGACUCAGUCAUCGACGGAUGGUCGCUUCUACUACCUCGAGACCGCAAACAGGUCAUGACGAAAACCGGAGAAAUCGACGAGCUCUUGUUCCAGGCACACUUGGUCAUAAACGUGCCGCUGUCGGACCUUCGAUUCAACCCCGUGGAGGACGUCUCUAGCUGCGCCAGAAAACCACCCGAGGAAACUACCAAACCAGAACUCAUCAACAUCCAUACCGUUAGAGUCUUGCGAUCAGUGGAGGCACAAAUCCGCCUGUUGGCGCUACCGGUCCGACCAUUUCACCACUCGCCUUUCGUCACCUGUAUGAUCAGUGAAGGGACGCUGGCAUUGUUAUCUGCUUGCAACUUUUUACUCAAAGGUAAGGAGUUGUCCAUCGCACGUGACCAGAUUCGGAUGUCGAUUGGCUGCCUCAAGACGUUGGGCGAGAUAUGGCCGAGAACAGCAAGAAACUUGCAGGAGAUCCAGACCAUUGCACGACAUGUGUUGAAGGUUGGUUCCAAGGCGACGAGCAACAGCAACACCCCCAAGUCGAGCAGCGCGCCGAGUCUAUCCGCGAGCCGGGGAGCGGUUGUCUCUCAGACUGAGCUGCCAACGAAUGAAAGCGACGUGUUUUCUACCUUCGACUCAAUGGACGACGUUUGUGGAUGGUACGGCCUUGAGGAUCUUGGUCCUCAAUUUGCAGACUGGAUCGGCAAUGAGCAGUAG